AUGGGGAACACUAUCCAAAAGAUCGAGGAGCUGCUGAAGCCGGACGGGAUCUCACAACCGAUUACACUCGGUUGGGAGGAGUUUGCCGGGUAUAUUUGCGAGAUGAAUAGAAAAUGUCGAAAUCAAGUCAAAGAUGGGGAAUACAUAUUUUUUGCUUUGAAAAAAGAUACGAUGGAUACGCCAAAUUGGAAAUCUACAGUCAGAAUUUGUUGUUUAAAGAUGGACGAAAAAUCAAACAACGUAAAAUCCUAUCGUCUUUUCAACCUCACCGAAUUUUUGAACGUCUACCGAUCGUAUCUAGUGCUUCUGAAGCCCGCCAUUGGAGCCGAACCUCCAGUUGCUGAGGAUUUAAUGACGCACAGCAUCAUGAUCCUGGGAGAGACCGCCAUUGCUGAUGGAACUUGUGCCAUUUGUAUGGAACGGCCAAACGAGACCCUACUACCCUGUUUGCACUCAUUUUGUACUGUUUGUAUCACGGAAUGGUUCGAGUAUCGGCCGCGAUUCAAAUGCCCACUCUGCAAAGAAUCCAUCCGAGACCCACUCGCCGACAGUUGGGAGGUUGCCGACGCCCCCACCGAUGCACAAAUCCAAGAAUAUUUCUUGGGGAUUGUUGACACUGCCAAUCAC
Molecule: messenger RNA, 627 nt
Organism: Mesorhabditis spiculigera
Lineage: Eukaryota; Metazoa; Nematoda; Chromadorea; Rhabditida; Rhabditidae
Source: the annotation of a GenBank genome assembly